Molecule: messenger RNA, 402 nt
Organism: Miscanthus lutarioriparius
Lineage: Eukaryota; Viridiplantae; Streptophyta; Magnoliopsida; Poales; Poaceae
Source: the annotation of a GenBank genome assembly
AUGUUCACCGGAGCCUUGCCCGAAGACGCCGGCAACGUCAGCCUCAGCAGUGGCAUGACCGACGACGAUGAGCUGCUGGCUUCUGCCGCCGGCAAGGUGCCGGCCAAGUGGGACUGGAGACACCACGGAGCUGUCACCCCAGUGAAGAACCAAGGACAUUGCGGGAGCUGUUGGGCUUUCUCGAUGGUGGCCUCUGUCGAGGGCAUCAACGCAAUCAAGAGAGGGAAACUGCGGACACUGUCGGAGCAAGAGGUGCUCGACUGCUCCGGCGACGGGAGCUGUAAAGGUGGGCACACGUACGAGUCAUUCGAUCAUGCCAUCAAGCACGGGUUAGCCUUAGACCAGCACGGGAAUCCUCCGUACUACCCUGCCUACGUUGCCCAGCUCGUGUAUGCUUUGUAG